GGAAAAUCUAAGCAAAGGGAGUUGAUAUUCUUCAACAAACUAUACAGAUAUCUACGAACUACAUCCUAUCCGACCAAGCCAGUCUAGCCAAGCACCAGAGCGAAGAAAACAUAGAAGAUGCCAGUUUUAACUCCAGAAACUCCCGUAUCCCAGACAGUGCAGGAAGUUUCAGCUUCAAACGGUGACAACAGUAGCAUCUUGACGUAUAUUCUUGUCAUUGGAGCGAUCCUUUUUGCGACGGGUGCUGGUGCCAUAAAAUGGUUGUAUCCGAAUAGUAUCGAGGACGUGGAAAGGGAGAUAAAGUGCGUUGACGAAUUGAUUGAGGAAAAUAUGGGCCUUGAGCGUAAUAUCUUGGGGGAUUCUGGUUGGGGAUUUAGAGAAAGGUUGAUCCAGCAAGACGAGGAGGCACGUAGAACCAGGAAUAAGAAGAAUGCGGAGCCGGAUAGGAAAGAGAUUGUUGAAUGGAUUAUCUUCCGCUGGCGACAGAUGGAGGAUGUGAAGGCAAACUAUCUGUCCUUGAUGAAUUUGAAAGAGGAAUUGAUGACGGCGAUAGAUGAACGGAAGCGAGGCUUGCAUACUAGGCACGCACCGAUACCAACGAUGGCUGUGGACGAUGGUUUUCGGGUAGACUAA
Messenger RNA from Marasmius oreades (fairy-ring Marasmius), 633 nucleotides. RefSeq lists its product as uncharacterized. Bases 118 to 633 code for a protein of 171 amino acids. The record is from RefSeq and is a predicted model, not a curated record. The transcript is spliced from 4 exons. Lineage: Eukaryota; Fungi; Basidiomycota; Agaricomycetes; Agaricales; Marasmiaceae.